GCCCUCCGUCUGUCACUCAACACCACAGUAUCUCCUCCUCCUCCUCGCUUGGCAUCAGACUGGUGUGUGUGCCGACCUUGUUCCAGCGACGAACUACCCGAAAGCCAGCUGUUUGCAGCGCAUACAUUUCAGGCUAAAGCCACCGGUCCGGCACGCAUUUUACCCCCCUCUUUUUCCAGGGCUGCGGUAGUCGCCUUGUGUUUUACCGUCAAAAUGAGUCAGGAUGUGAUGGGGUGCUGCCCUGCUAUCGCUAGCUAGGCGGACAAAUUCCUUCAACCAGCUCGCUGUUUCAAUCACUGCGGGUUGACACAACAUUAGCCGAGGCGUUGUUAAGUGAGCUAGCGGGCUAGCAAGGCUGCUACCGUAGCCGUUACGUGUGAGUUAGCCAACGUUAGCUAAUGUAGUUAGUUAGAAAACGGGACGCAUCGCUGCGGCGUAGAUAGUGCAAUAACGGUUAUUAGCUUACUAGCUACGGACUACUACUUUUUCCCCCUAGCGUCAGUUAGCUAGCUAACGUUGGUGAGACUGCACAGAAAUCAACUGUUACGGGUUUGGAUGUCGCGACACUGCAGUUUUGAACCACUUUUGGCGGAUUGUGAGGACAGAAUUGGACAGAAAAAGACAAGCUAGACUCGGAGCACCAGGUGACAAGAGGGGGUUAAUGAUAUAAACCAGGUGUUAAGUGGCUAAUCUGCGGCGGUUGCAGUCAUUUUUGACAUUAGCUGUUUUAAGGCAGAGCAUCUCGUGGAGGCCCCGCCACCAACGUCUCUUGACUCCCUCCUCCCCCCUGUCCGAAUCUCCCGUGAUUUGCCGAGAUCACCCGGGUGAAGUCGCAGUCGCUCUCGGCUGGGGGGACAACUUGACAACGAGGCCCCUAGCUAGUCUCCCCUCCCCCAGUCCCGGUCCAUCCAUCCUCUCCAGCCCGACAGACCCGCCUCAUCUCGCCCGAGAUCGACGCGAGGGCCGGGGGAUUCGGGGAGAAGCUGAAACCGUGUGUCGGGUCCCGUCCUAACCGGGCUGCCAAAACCAGAGGGGAUGACUCUGGAGUCCAUGAUGGCUUGCUGCCUGAGCGAAGAGGCGAAGGAGUCGAAACGAAUCAAUGCAGAAAUUGACAAACAACUCCGCCGAGAUAAGCGAGACUCCAGGAGAGAGCUGAAAUUACUUCUCCUCGGUACGGGAGAAAGUGGCAAGAGCACCUUCAUCAAGCAGAUGAGGAUCAUCCAUGGAGCCGGGUACUCAGACGAAGACAAGAGAGGCUUCAUCCGGCUUGUUUACCAAAACAUCUUCACGUCCAUGCAGGCCAUGAUCCGCGCCACUGAGACCCUUAAGAUCCCCUACAAAUUUGAGCAGAAUCGGUCUAACGCAAUGCUCGUGAAGGAGGUGGACAUCGAGAAGAUCAACGGGUUCGACUACCCUUACAUUGCAGCUAUCAAAAGCCUGUGGGCCGACCCUGGGAUCCAGGAGGCCUACGACCGCCGCAGAGAGUACCAGCUCUCUGACUCCACUAAAUAUUACCUUAGUGAUAUAGACCGUGUGACUGCGGAGGGAUACGUUCCCACCCAGCAGGAUGUGCUGAGGGUCCGUGUUCCCACCACGGGUAUAAUAGAGUACCCGUUUGACCUGGAGAACGUCAUCUUCAGUUAUCUUUCCGAUCUGGAUCGUAUUGCAGAUUCCAACUAUCUUCCCACUCAGCAGGAUGUGCUCAGGGUGCGCAUUCCCACUACAGGAAUCAUAGAGUACCCAUUCGACUUGCAAAGCAUCAUUUUCAGGAUGGUGGAUGUAGGAGGUCAGAGGUCAGAGAGGAGGAAGUGGAUUCACUGCUUUGAGAACGUCACCUCCAUUAUGUUCCUCGUGGCGCUGAGCGAGUACGACCAGGUCCUGGUGGAGUCCGACAACGAGAACCGCAUGGAGGAGAGUAAAGCUCUGUUCAGGACUAUCAUUACCUACCCCUGGUUUCAAAACUCCUCCGUCAUCCUCUUCCUCAACAAGAAGGACCUGCUAGAGGAGAAGAUCUCCUACUCACACUUGGUGGACUAUUUCCCAGAGUUUGACGGUCCCCAGAGAGAUGCACAGGCGGCGCGGGAGUUUAUCCUCAAGAUGUUUGUGGACUUAAACCCAGACAGCGACAAGAUCAUCUACUCUCACUUUACUUGUGCCACGGACACUGAGAACAUCCGCUUUGUGUUUGCAGCUGUCAAAGACACCAUCCUACAGCUCAAUCUCAAAGAGUACAAUCUGGUGUGAGGGCCCACAUACGACGCACAUCUCCCCCGCCCCCACCCCCACCCCCACCCCAUUGCACAAAUGCACACCUCUAUGGGAGUGUGCGCUCAAGUUCACAUGCAUCACACAGCACACCAUGCCGGCACACAGACACAGACAGACAGACACACACACCAACAGAACCCUUCCUUUUUUUUCCUCCAGUACAACACAUUCACAAAUCCUCCCACCUGCAAACGCCGCCCCUCCUCUUUCACCAAAGCUCGCCCUCUUCCUCCGUUGCUCGGCAGCUUGUUGUGUCAGAGUCCCUCGCUCCUCCCCGAAGCUGCUGCGUGUGUCAGUUUUGGCCCCGGCUGUUGGCUCUGGCACACUUCAUCUGGCACACAAACCUUUCACACGGGCUGUACAGUGACUGAAGGGGACUUUGGUGUUUGUGUGUGUGUGGUACGUGUGUGUGUGUGCGUGUGCGUGUGCGUGUAUUUGGGGCAGCAUUGACUAGCAAGGAGCUGUGUUUUGGUGAAUAGCGGCAUCGCACCCCUUUGGCCCUCUGGAGUUAACCCUCAGCGGUGUGAGAUCAGAGCCUCCGUCGUGUCCUUGCUGAGCUCCUGUGGGUGUGGAAGGAAGGAAGAACCAGCGAGCGGCAUCGUGCUGCUCGGGACAGAGCGGCUUGGACAGGAAGUGAGGUCGCACACCGGACACAAGGGGGACGGGGCCGAGGAUUCUAUCUCCACCUUGCAUCUAUGAAUGUACCCACCAGUGUGAGCAUCGCAAUUGCAAAAAAAAAAAAGAAGAAAAAAAAUAGAAAUAUAUAUUAUGAAGUAAAUGCAUAUGUAAACACACUUAAGACAAAAAGCACGAGAGGGCAAGACAUAGCUAAUCAAAUCUGUUCAUUGCUGAGAUUUUUUAAAUGUUUUUAAUGAUAGAAAUUUGUUGCUACGUCUACUUCUAUUUAACGAAUAAUGGCUAAAUGGAAUGGUGAUAAGAAGUCGUAAGAAAACUUUUGCAAAACAAAAGACAUCUAAAAAAAGAAGCAACGAGAAAUUUACUUGACGUAAGUAUCCUUUAAAGAUUUCUGUGGGAUUUGUUUUUUAUGUUUAAGUUAAUCACAUCGCUUCCCUCCUCCAGAUGUUUUCUGUAUGGAUUCACAGGGACAAUCUUCCAUGUGAACCCCCCCCCCCAUCCCCCCCACUGACACACACCCCACACCCUUAUUACACAACACUAGUAGCGGGUGACAGGACCCUGCUUUCGACGCAGGCGCGGAGGGGAGCGUGAUGUCAUCAGCCCACAGAGCACACCUGCAGCUCGGGGCUGCGAGUAGCUUAUUCAACAAAAUAAAAGCUGUAAAUGAAACACGCCCGCAUCCCCCGGGAGUGUGAAUGGAAUCCAUUUGGUAACAUCUCCGAUGACGUCACACCUGCGUCACUCAGCCGUCCAAUCAGACACACCUCCUGACGGUGACACAGUCAUCACACCAGGAUGUGCUUCUGUUUACUUUUUUGUUUUUCCUUUUUUUUACUGUAUAGUCACUUUGUUUAUAUAAAGAUUGCUCGCUGUCGAGUGGUGAGAGGAAGGGGAGGGGAGGGGGGGCUAUGAACCUUUCACAGAAAACGCACUCUAAAGUCUGCAAACGUCGUUUGUGUAUAUUCGUUUGUAAAUACAUAUACACAAAACACUCCUGUACAAAAACGCUCUGUGGUACACCAUCUUUGGCAAAAAACAAACAAGAAAAAAACAAAAAAAAGUAUCAACUUCUUUCAUUAGCAUACAAUUUUUCCUAUGAAUUUAUGGUAGUAGUGAUACUGUGAUUAUGGAUUUUGUUCACUUGAUUAAUAGGACUACACAGAGCUGAGUGUCGUCGAGGAAACGAUCGGCAAGGAGCAAUAGUCAGAGAAAAGAGGCUCCUCCCAACCAGCCUCACGACUCCACACUACUGCUACAGCUCUGGCUCCGGAGUAUACUAACUAGGGCUGGUAAAAAUCUUCCCAGUACGAUGACGAGAUGAUUUUAAGAGUAAUUAAAGAUUUUUUUUAUUUAUCUAAUUUAUGGACCAGGUUUGAAGGUGUUGAUAAUUUGACUGCUUUUGAUUCUGUCAUGUUGAAGUGCUCCUUUUCUCAUGGCGGAGCCUACUUGAGUCUGAACUGCUGUAAAAAAACAACAACAAAAAAAAAAUAACAAAACAAAACAAAAAAAAAAACGAAUGUCUGGUAUAGUAAGGACUUUAUCUCUGCUUUCUAUUUCUUAUUGAGACAUUUCCAGUUGUACUUCGCCAUCACAUCUCCAUCCAUGAUAAUACUGUUUGGUUUUCUUUAGGAGCCCUCACAUCUGUUUUGUUUGAUUUUUAAAAAGAGAAAAAAAAAGAAACUUGUAUUUCCUCUCGGUUUAUAGACGCAGCGCUGUAACGCAUACCUAGAAAAAUGUACAGUACGAACGUAGGUGGAACUUUUUUUAUCAGUGAUUGAAGACCCACGCGGUCCAUGCUUGCUGUUUGUAAUUUAACACAAAAAUUCUGUUGUCGUUUUUUUGCAUUGUUAAUUUCUGGUUUUUUGAGGCUUGCUUUGAUAGUGCCAGUGAAGUGCAGAUAUACUUUUUUGGUCUUUGACCUUUUCUACAGGUGACUUAUCCUUCAUCGUCAUUAAGGGCUAUCACAGUGCAUCAGGCAUCAGACAGCGGGGAGUGAAGUACAGGACCACAGUGAACCAAGUCAUCCACUACUAAUCCUUGUUUCUAAAUGGAGAUUACUCGCAGUACGUGUUAUAAGAAGUAUAGGCAGGGUGUUAAUGCAAACAUAAGGUGUGUGUGUAGAAAGUUUACCGACACUAAACAGUUUUCUUUGUGUUUCGUUAUGUAUCUGGCCCUUUGGUGAAUUAAGUGGACCCAGUAUCCAGCUCUCUGACCUUCACUAUUUGUGUGGUAUCACAGUGUUACCUGUAAUACCUUGUGCAGUAGAGAAACUCCAAUCACUAAAGACACUACUACCAGGACAAGUAUUGCAUGCUUCCCCCAAGUAUUUUGACUUAAUGACUAUGCUUGUGGCUUUGCAUGUUUUAACCCAUUAACUACAAAUAUAAUACUAAAGUGCUGAAUUUCUUCAAAUUGAUUUCCUACUUGUGCAGCUAUUGGUUUCCGUUCAUGUGUAAGGUUUAUAAAGUACCCUGCAGACUCAAAACUUGAUCCUGAGAAAGAAUCUAAACCACAGUUGACUUGUAGUUGAAGAUGCUCUGACCAACCAAGGCCCCAUUUACACGUAUACAGAUAUUUUUUAAAGCGGAUAUUUUCCCCCUCAUUAAAAAUAUCUGUCCACACGACUUCCUUUUACAAAAUAUCUCAGUCCACGCUGGAACGCAAAAACGACCCUAAAUGCUCGCUCACAUUGGCCAUCUUCGGUCUCCUCUCGUCACACACAAGUAGCUAAGUGUACAGGCUAACGUUAGCUUUUCAUUAGCGUCUCUGUUAAUUCCCCUUAAAUAUAAGGAUGAAGGAACUCAUGCUAAGACACAUGAUGUUUUGGACAUGCAAGUUUCAUCGGCAACAAUCCUACUCUCGAAUUCGUCUCACCAUCUCCUGGUUCGACUGUGUAAUCCAAAACCACCGUUUCUGGCCGACUUUGAACCACGCACGCUGUGGUGGAGCGAAUAACAUUGGGCGCAGCAGACUCCGCCUCCCGUAUUCCAUGGACACUAAGUUUAAGUGUCAUUAGACCAAGCAGUCCGAACAAAACGGUAGUUCGUUGUCGUUUCUGGUGCACAAAGAAACAACAGGCAUGUGCAAAUUGUCAUGGUCUCCCAAACACACUGUUUUACAUGUCGUCAUGGAUACAAAGUACCCAGAAGUUUGGAAAAUCUUAACUUUAGAAGUUGUUUUUGAAAACUAACUCCAUUUUAGUAACCUAAAUGAGUGUUUGUGGUGGAUGAGAGGCCAAAACAUACAGGAAAUUAUACAUUUACAGAAACAUCUAUACGUGUAGAUAGAGAUACUCAAACAGAGUAUUAAUGCAACACUAGUGUGACCUUUAACCCCCAAAAUUUACAAACUGAAUACCACACUGUGUCGAACUUUGUGGAAUGAGAAGUGAAUGAAUGUAACUGAUACAGAAACACAACAUUUUCUGACAAACCUAGUUAAUAUGGAUCGUUUCUGUCCUAAUACUCGAUUGCUAAAUAAGGCUCCAUAUUGGCACUAAACAAUCCAGCAUCGUAAAACUAAGAUGAGUUUCCACCAGUCUGUGGUCUUAUCUGCAUUCCCAUGUAACUUUAAGAACGCUAAGAUGACUAAAUGUUCACUGUCACCAAUUUAAAACCAGUUUCAUUCCACUCAGAGUUGUUUUUGUUUUUCCCAGAUGAACAGAAACCAAAGGCUGCUAAGAACGAUGGAGAAUCAAUUUAAAUACUGAACACAGUGACAAAAACUUUAAACACAAAGUUAAUGGGGCUAAAAUAUAUACUUUAUUAAAACACCAGUGUGGUCCUUAACUGCCAUUUUGUCUGCUGAAAAAUGACACUAACCUGGAGCAGAAGAAGCAGACAGCCAACCGUUAAGACUGCUGUCAUAAAGAGGAUGCCAGUAUUGGAGUGGAGCGAUAUAACAGUAUGGAUACCCAAGUAUUUAUCAGUAGUCGUGUUACUGCGUGUUGUGUGCAGCUCUAUUUAAUGGUGACGAACCAUGUUGUAUUUUUAAACUUGACACUACAACUCUGGCACAUGGUGAAGGGCUGACUGGCUGUUAGUGUGGGUUUGUUAGUGCGUUAGCGGCCCAGUGUUGCACAGUGUGUUUUUGACACAUUUUAUCUCAGCAUAUAGGAGCUGGAGGAGAGGGAAGGCAAGUCUGUAUGAAGCUUAAAUCUCAUCCUCUCAUUCUUGUCCAUUUUUUUGAGCGACGACCAGCGGAAAGACUGGAUCGGUUUUUCACUACAACACUCUUAUUUAUUGCCUUUCAUUGCCUUGAAUAAUGAAAGAUGGUGUUGCCGGUCCUUUUAUGGUUACGGAGAACACUCUGACCUUUUUUGGGCGGCGGUGGUUGUGUGAUUUCCCUUCCUGUGGGCUUUUUAAAAUAAGUGGAAUCGAACUUAUCUUUUGGACAUCAGUGUGGAGUCAGUGCAUAUUCAAAUCUUAAAUCUUGUUCCCUUUUAUUUGUGUUUUUCAUUUCCUGUAUGAUAAAAAAAAAAAAAAACAUUACCGGAAUUCUAUUAUUUAGGACCACUUGAUUUAUUUUUCCUCACUCCAAUGAAACCUGAAGGUCAAUUGUGUAGUGGUGUAUAAAAUGCUGUUUUUUUUUCUUUAUUUUGUAUGUAAACCAAAUGUAAAUUAUGUAUUAUACUGAGUGUGCCAACCCCACUCUCUCUAGAGCCAGGCUCUCUCUAAGUGCCAACGCUGUGGUCAUCAUCAAAGGACCACCACCUGAGAUGGUCCCCCCCCUCCUUUUUAAAUAAAAACACACCAGAGACUAAAAGGAUAGAUGAUUAAGUACACACAAAGACUUUAUUCUGUAUUUAAGAUUGAAGAUUUAAAAGAUAAUCUGCUGUUUUUUAAGAAACUGUAAUUAUAAUUGCAUGUGCUGUUUAUUUUGUGUUGGAAGUGAGGGCUUUGAUGUUUUCAUUGAAGCAGAGCCCUCGACGAAGGGGGGUUCAAUCGGUUGGUUAUUAUCGAUUUAUUGAUUUACAUAACUCUUGCCAUAUUUUUUUAUGUGUUUCAUGUAUUUGUUUCAACCACUGUUGCCUGAUCCUCAUUCGAACAUGAACAUGACUUAUGAUCAUUGCCGCCUUCUAAGAGAGAAACAUAAUGACAAGGUAUCUGUUUUAAAUUGAAAUAAAUUUGUUCCUAUACUUGCUCA
Messenger RNA from Epinephelus lanceolatus (giant grouper), 8052 nucleotides. Lineage: Eukaryota; Metazoa; Chordata; Actinopteri; Perciformes; Serranidae. The record is from RefSeq and is a predicted model, not a curated record.